AUCCAGUCAGGGUUGGAACCAUGGCGGUGGCCAAGGAGCUCUUACAGAUGGACCUGUAUGCGCUGCUAGGUAUCGAGGAGAAAGCGGCGGACAAAGAGGUGAAGAAGGCAUAUAGGCAGAAGGCCCUCUCCUGCCACCCAGACAAAAACCCGGAUAAUCCCAGAGCAGCUGAGCUCUUCCACCAGCUUUCUCAGGCCUUGGAGGUACUGACCGAUGCUGCAGCCAGGGCUGCAUACGACAAGGUCAGGAAAGCCAAGAAGCAGGCAGCGGAGAGGACCCAGAAACUUGAUGAGAGACGGAAGAAAGUGAAGCUUGACCUGGAGGCCCAAGAGCGGCAGGCCCAGGCCCACGGCAGUGAGGAGGAGGAGGAGAGCAGGAGCACCAGGACACUGGAGCAGGAGAUCGAACGCCUUCGAGAAGAGGGCUCCCAGCAGCUGGAGGAGCAGCAGAAGCUGAUCCAGGAGCAGAUACGCCAGGAGCGGGAGCAGAGGUUGAGAGGAAAGGCAGAAAGUCCUGAAGGCAGAGGAACCCCUAAGCUAAAGCUAAAAUGGAAGUGCAAGAAGGAAGAUGAGUCAAAAGGCGGCUACUCCAGAGAUGUCCUCUUACAGCUUUUCCAGAAGUAUGGAGAGGUGCUCAACCUGGUUCUUUCUAGUAAGAAGGCUGGCACUGCUGUGGUAGAGUUCGCAACCAUCAAGGCUGCGGAGCUGCCUGUCCAGAAUGAAGUGGGCCUGGUUGAUAAUCCUCUGAAGAUUUCCUGCUUGGAGGGACGACCGCAGGGUGGGAGAGACCCCAGCCACUCAGGACUGUCACAGGGCUCAGUGCUGUCGGAGAGGGACUAUGAGAGCCUCGUCAUGAUGCGCAUGCGCCAGGCAGCAGAGCGGCAACAGCUGAUUGCCCAGAUGCAGCGGGAGGACGAGGUGGGGCAGCCCACUUAGUCUUCUAACUGCAGCCCACUCACCCACAGCCCCCUUCUUGAACGUCACCAAUAAACCUUUCUUUUUUCUUAAAAAAAAAAAAUAAAUAAA
Lutra lutra (Eurasian river otter) is the source of this 1025-nucleotide messenger RNA. RefSeq names its product dnaJ homolog subfamily C member 17-like. Gene Ontology annotation, biological process: spliceosomal complex disassembly. The record is from RefSeq and is a predicted model, not a curated record. Gene Ontology annotation, molecular function: RNA binding. Gene Ontology annotation, cellular component: spliceosomal complex. The coding region runs from base 21 to 935 and encodes 304 amino acids. Lineage: Eukaryota; Metazoa; Chordata; Mammalia; Carnivora; Mustelidae. The transcript has a single exon.